This is a messenger RNA of Vigna umbellata (rice bean), 2661 nucleotides long. The record is from RefSeq and is a predicted model, not a curated record. Lineage: Eukaryota; Viridiplantae; Streptophyta; Magnoliopsida; Fabales; Fabaceae.
UGAUUAGUUCAUGCUGGGCUGACUUGUUUUGUAUUUCAGCAUUUUAGCUUACAGGUUUGGAAUUUGAGCUGAGUGGUUUGUUAAAAAUUGAAAAGAACUAAUAGAUAAUUUAGACAACUAUUGAUAUUGCCUAAUGAGAUGUAUAUCAACAACUGCUUGUACUUACUGAUCUGAUUCAAUUCUAUUUUAGUAAACCGACACCUGUACCAUAUAAAAGACUUCCAUGUGGUUUUCUUUGUUUGCAAUGUAGCUGGGAGUGGGGGCCUAGACUUACAGGGCGGCCUAAGAUUUGGAGAUGUAUGAUAGCAGGAAACGGGUUGUGAAAAGAGGAGAUGAGGUGGCUCUGGCAAUGGGUGUAACUGAAUUUCCAAAUGUGUGAGACAGAUUUUGAUGUAUAUAGGGAAUGUUUAGGAGAGAGUGUGGCAGCUAGAAGUUUGGAGAAUUCUGUUAUGGGCAGAGGGCAUAAGCCUCUCUGUAGGAGGCUCGGACCUGUGGUGAUAGGAUUGAUUUCCUUUUGUAUUUACUUUCUAUUAUUGAAUUAGUGCGAAAAGCCCCUUUUUUGCGCCUGUACUAGUUCUUUUGUUUCUCUGGUCAGGAAUAAUGCAGGUGUAAAUCAGGUCUGUUUGUAUUAUUCAAUAACAGAAAGUAAAUACAGAAGGAAACCAAUCCUGUCUUGGAGCUGAGCUCCUAGGAGAUGCUAAUGCCCUCUGCCCAUAAUUGAAUUCUCCCAAAAUUCUGGAUGUCAUUCUUUUUUCCUAUACAUUGCAUUCCUUAUAUAGCCCAAAUACUGCCUCCCGCAUUUGGUAAUUCAGUUACACCCACUACAUCUGCUUUUUUCACACCUUGGUUCUUCCUACCAUGCACUCUCCAAAUCUUGGGCCUGCCCUGUAAAUCUUGUCCACACUUCCAGCUUUAUCAGUUUGUCUUAUCAAAUAGUUCAUUUGUUUAAACUCUCACCAAUUUAUAUGACUAUUACUCUUGAAAUCUACCUAAGUUUCUGUUUUUCACUUUUGUUGCAUCUGUUACACUUGAAGUACAACGUCCACUGUUUCUUUUUUCCUUGUUAAGAAUUGGUGAGAAAAGAAAAUACAAGUGAAACUGAAAAUAGAUUUGAAUAUCGUAGGACAUGUGGUGUAACGGAAUGUGUCCCAAUCUCAUUUUUGAGAACAGUACUGUUUGAAUAGUCCAAGGUGGCCGAGAUCCUGCAAUUAAUGUUGCUCAGGUCUCUUGAUUAACUUUUAUUUGAUUUUCCUUUUAAAUUGUUAGACUUCCACACUCUCUUUUUAAGGUGGCAUCGAAGUUGGUGAUGUGCAAGACAACAAAGAGCAUUAAACCCUUUAGAGUGUCAGCAGUCAAGAAUGAAUUCAGGAAUGGCUUCAUUAACUCAAGUUCAUUAUAAAGUACAUACUUCUACUUUCAGAAGGGUGAAUCCUAGAAACCAAGGAUUAUUGAAAUCGGGAAAACUAUUCCAACACCCAGGAUCCGCCUUUCCUAGUAUUCACAUUAACCUAUCCCGCGUACGGUGCACGAAGUUAACCCCGUGGGAGUCAUCAUCUGUCACAUAUGCUCCUACUGAUAAUCAAAGUGAUAAAUUUUUGCCUCACAGCGCCAAUAUAUUUGAAACUCUUGAAUCUAGUAAAACUGCUGACUCAUCAACAGCGAAUGCUGAAGGGGCAGUAGAGACAAGGUCUGAGCCAAGCCUGGAGCUUCAGUUUUUCAAAUGGCCGUUGUGGCUUCUGGGUCCUUCUGUUCUCCUUGCAACUGGCAUGGUCCCAACAUUGUGGUUACCAAUAUCUUCCAUCUUUCUCGGCCCCAAUAUAGCCAGCCUGCUUUCUUUAAUUGGACUUGAUUGCUUAUUUAACCUUGGUGCAUCCCUUUUUCUCCUUAUGGCUGAUGCUUGUUCACGGCCGAAGUAUCCAACAGAAGAAUGCAAAAGCAAGGCUCCCUUCAGUUACCAGUUCUGGAAUGUUGUUGCAACUCUUACUGGAUUUAUUAUCCCAUUGUUGUUGAUGUUUGGAUCUCAGAAGGGCUUUCUCCAACCUCAACUACCUUUCAUCCCGUUUGCAGUUCUACUCGGUCCCUAUCUUCUUCUUUUGUCAGUACAGUUUCUGACAGAGAUGUUGACUUGGCAUUGGCAAUCACCAGUCUGGCUGGUUACCCCUGUAAUUUAUGAGUCUUACCGUGUCUUGCAACUAAUGAGGGGAUUGAAGCUCGGAGUUGAGCUCAAUGCACCGGCAUGGAUGAUGCAUACAAUUAGGGCACUGGUCUGCUGGUGGGUGCUAAUUGUCGGUCUGCAGUUGAUGAGGGUUGCUUGGUUUGCUGGCUUAACAGCGCGAGCUCGUAAGCAGCGAUUGUCUUCUGAUGCUUCUAGUGCUAAUGAUGAUUAGUGAUUAAUACUAUUGUAAAUUUAUCCAGAAAGAUACAAAUUAUAAAUUAAGUUUAGUUACGGGAGUUUUCCAUCCCACCCAUAUAUCAUAAUGAUAUUGCUACACAUAGAAUAGAUACAUGCACAAGUAAAUUUGUAUAUGUACACUUGAUCACUGUAUUGUAUGCCGUAUCAUUGGUUGUUUUUGUUUGUGUUAUCUUCAAUUUGUAAACAAAGGGUUUCUGUUUUGUACCUCAAUUUAUGAAGAUGGAAGAAUUAUACAGUUGUUGGUUCAA